Molecule: messenger RNA, 1275 nt
Organism: Cokeromyces recurvatus
Lineage: Eukaryota; Fungi; Mucoromycota; Mucoromycetes; Mucorales; Mucoraceae
Exons: 4
Coding region: 1-1275 (424 amino acids)
Source: RefSeq, a predicted model, not a curated record
AUGCCCAAUUCUGACAUCUUGGAUGAAAAGUCAAUAUCAGAAAUAGAAACUCUAUUCUCCAUGUAUCCUACAGACUACAGAUUCCAUAAAGAUUCAAUUUUCUAUGAUGUACUGGCUCGACCAAAGUUGAAAGAAUUCGUUUGCUUUCCUAUACGAACCAUGUUUAUUCCCACAUAUAUGACAGUGGAUAGUAAGAUCGUUAACUUCCAUAUUCUCAAAAACAAGAAGCCUGCGAAGGAUAAAAUUAAAACCUGGGCUCAAGCUUUUAAAGAACAAGGAUUAAAUAAGUCUCUUCAUUUUGAAGGAACUUUGGAGACUGAUGGAAUUGGUGUUUCUAUUCUAAAGCAAAAUACUGCUACAACUAGGAAGAAAAAGCUAACAGAAGAUAGUCCUGGAACUUCAAAAAAGGAAGAGCUGGCAAGUGCGAAUGGAAGAUGCAUUUUGAUUGAUCCUGAAAGACGUGAUAUUUUAUACUGUAUGAAAGAAACCAGUGUGGUCAAGCACAAGAAAGUUCUUGUUUUUACAAAAAAUGACAGAUCAAAAAGAUCAAGACACUUUAGAACUUUACGAAAGUCAACUAAACCAUCCAUGGUUGAAUCCGAUGAAGCUCUUCUUUCCAAAACCCCGUCAUCCACUGUAGAUGUACUCAAAUUUGUAGAUUACAUUAAGACAAGAUCAUCAAUGGAAAAAGUAUUAAACCAAUACUAUGGAAAUGAAACAAAAUCAUCCAAAGAUCUUUACUUCCCCGGCUCCCUGUUUGACUUUUGUGUGGAUGAGAAAAGCAACUUGUAUUUUAGACAUUUAUUCGUCUUAAAUAUUCAAGACAUCGUUUCUUCUCCUGACACUCGAACGCAAUCUCAACCGUACCAUACGUACUUGCAGCUAAUGUUACAGCAACGACAUAUCUCAGAGAGAUUGGACGAUGGAGUCAAAAAUACGGUGCUUGAACUUGCAGAGAAGAUGAUCGUGGAUGAAGAAGUCAACCUAAAACAACAUAUCGGGGAAUUGUUGGAGAAACUUCAAGUUUUGCCAUUCCGAAAGCUGAAGUUUUCAUCCAAAAUUUUCUGUGAUCAAAAUGACCAGAUAUUAGUGAAGAAGUUGAAAAAGAAGUUUGGUCAUGAUGAGAUUCUUGUUAUUGGCAAUUGGUCUGCUUCAAACACAAAAUAUCACGAGCCAACCAGGAACAAAGGUCUCAUUCGAAUGCUGAAGAAAAACGGCUUCCAAGUAUUCAAGAUUGACGAAUAUAAGACUUCUUCAUGUUGCCCCAACCUGUGA